Messenger RNA from Betta splendens (Siamese fighting fish), 5871 nucleotides. RefSeq names its product fibroblast growth factor receptor 4 (gene fgfr4). The transcript is spliced from 21 exons. The coding region runs from base 758 to 3592 and encodes 944 amino acids. Lineage: Eukaryota; Metazoa; Chordata; Actinopteri; Anabantiformes; Osphronemidae. Gene Ontology annotation, biological process: multicellular organism development; cell surface receptor protein tyrosine kinase signaling pathway; protein phosphorylation. Gene Ontology annotation, cellular component: signaling receptor complex. Gene Ontology annotation, molecular function: fibroblast growth factor receptor activity; fibroblast growth factor binding; ATP binding. The record is from RefSeq and is a predicted model, not a curated record.
CUCUCGCUCGCUCGCUCGCUCGCUCUCUCUCCGCGCCGUAAGAGUCGCGAGCUCCACAUUUUAGCAUCAGUGCUCAGAUCUUGCGAGCGUAAAGUGGCGAGAUCCCACAGAAGCGCCGCGUAAAGACGCACGCAAAGACUUUUUUUUUUUUUUCAAAUUUAAAUCCAAGACGCUUCAAGUCAGCUGCGCGUGGACUGUGAGCCGCGGGACACGUUUUUAUUUUUUUCUCCCAGUCUCGCGCGACACCUAAUGUUUUAAAAGCUUUUCGCGAGCGCAAAAAAACCCACGAUCUCGCUCGUUGUUUGGUUUUUCUCGCCCUGUAUGGAUUUAGCGCCGUGAUCGGCCGGUUGCGGUGGACUUUGCCCACGGGAACACGGCUACUUUCUUGGGACACCAGCAGAAACAGGCAGCUGCUGUUCCCGUUUUAUUGGACUGGUAUUAAUGGAUUUAUAAGCUCAACCUUGUGUCCGGCAGGAUACAAAUCUGCUGCUCACAGGCUGCUUUGGGAAGAGAUUGGCUUCAGAGGGAAUACUAGGGCUCCAAAUGAGGAUUUCAAUAUUCCCUCGUAUCGACCGGGACAAGGAGUGAUUUCCCUUGGUGGCAGUCAUCACAGCGAGGACGGGCCGAGGGCGAAAGGGUCCGGAUUUAGAAACGGUGCUUCUCUGAGUUUGCCAAUGCUGAAGACCAGAGCGUGAGGCCCGCUUCAGGCUUCCAGCACACAUUUCUGCCGUUCAUCAGCGAGAGGCGCAUCCGAAAGAUGGUGAGGGUCUGUGCGUUCAUCCUCCUGCUCUGUUUAACGGACGGAGUCUCGGCCAGAGCUGUCGACGGGGGAAGAACCAAAGAUCUGAGGGUCUCCAGGCCCCUGAUUGUGCCAGGUUACCCUGAGAACGCCACAGCGGUGGUGGGAGGUCAGGCCAAGCUGGUGUGUAAAGUCCACAGGCCAGCAUCCACUAAAGUGCAGUGGCUGAAGACAGAGUUGGGCUCCGCAGGACAAGGCCAGGGGGGAGCAGCAGGCCUCAGAGCGCUGACGGCUCUGCAGAGCAACGUGUCCAAGCUGCACACGCUGCAUCUGACCAACAUCACUCUGCAGGAUGCGGGAGAGUACGUCUGCAUGGCGGAGAGCAGCCACGCGGGGCAGACGGUGCAGGCCAUGCAGUCGGCCUGGCUGGACGUUCUGCCUGGCACCAUCAUUUCCAAAGCUGUGGACCUGGCCGCUGCUGAAUUCUCCCCAGACGUUCUCGAGGACCUUAGUGAGGACACAUCAGAGCAUCUCCUGCUGGAGCUGGGCAACGUGCUGAAGCUGCGCUGUGACACGAACGCUCGGCCGGGCAUGGCAGUGAACUGGUACAAGGAGGGCGUUCGGGUUCUGCCGACCCCCCGCAUCCAGAUGCGAGGCGUCGUCAUGGAGAUCACAGACGUGACAUACGAGGACUCGGGUAUUUACGUUUGCGUUCUGAGAGGAACCAAAGAGCCCGUGAGAAACUUCACCAUCACUGUAGCUGACUCAAUGGGGUCAGGAGACGAUGAUGAAGACAACGGCCUGGAGGACUCAUCGGCUGAGAUUGAAAACGACCAGGUGUACUUCUCCAAAGGUCCCUACUGGACCCACACGCAGCGCAUGGAGAAGAAGCUGUACGCAGUCCCCGCUGGCAACACCGUGAAGUUCCGUUGCCCUGCGAUGGGCAACCCCAUGCCGAGCAUCCGCUGGCUGAAGAACGGGCGUGAGUUCCGAGGAGAGCACCGCAUCGGGGGCAUCAAGCUGAGACACCAGCACUGGAGCCUGGUGAUGGAGAGUGUUGUUCCAUCAGACAGAGGAAACUACACCUGCAUGGUGGAGAAUAAAUACGGCUCCAUCUCACACAGCUACGUCCUUGAUGUCUUAGAGCGCUCCCCCCACAGGCCCAUCCUGCAGGCCGGUCUGCCGGCCAACACCACAGCCGUGGUGGGCAGUGACGUCCAGUUCCACUGUAAGGUCUACAGUGAUGCCCAGCCUCACAUCCAGUGGCUCAAACACAUCGAAAGGAACGGGAGCCGCUACGGCCCCGACGGGGUCCCCUACGUCCAGGUCCUCAAGACUGGCAGCUUGAACAUGUCAGAGGUGGAGGUGCUCUACCUGUCCAAGGUCACCAUGGAGGACGCAGGAGAGUACACAUGUCUGGCAGGAAAUUCGAUUGGUUAUGCCUACCAGUCCGCUUGGCUCACUGUUCUCUCAGAGGAGGAAGCGGCCGAUGCUGUGGAAACCAUGGAGACCAAGUACACCGACAUCAUCAUCUACGUGUGCGGGUUCCUGGCUCUGAUCAUGGCCAUCAUCAUCGUGGUGCUCUGUCGAAUGCAGGUCCAUCCUAGAAGAGAGCCAUUUGAUGCGCUUCCCGUGCAGAAGCUCUCCAAGUUCCCUCUUCGCAGACAGUACUCUGUGGAAUCCAACUCAUCCGGGAAGUCCAGCGCGUCUCUGAUGAGGGUGGCUCGCCUGUCCUCCAGCUGCUCGCCCAUGCUGGCUGGAGUCAUGGAGUUUGAGUUGCCCUACGACCCCGACUGGGAAUUCCCAAGGGAGAAUUUAACUCUCGGCAAACCUCUGGGAGAAGGCUGCUUUGGCCAGGUAGUCAGAGCUGAGGCCUACGGCAUCAACAAGGACUCCCCCGACCAGGCCUCCACUGUGGCAGUCAAGAUGCUCAAAGAUGAUGCCACAGACAAGGAUCUUGCAGAUCUUAUCUCAGAGAUGGAGCUGAUGAAGGUGAUGGACAAGCACAAGAACAUCAUCAAUCUGCUGGGAGUCUGCACACAGGAAGGCCCUCUGUAUGUGCUGGUGGAGUAUGCCUCCAAAGGCAGUCUGAGGGAGUACCUGCGGGCCCGGCGGCCUCCAGGCAUGGACUACACCUUUGAUGUGACCAAAGUGCCCGAGGAGCAGCUCACCUUCAAAGACCUCCUGUCCUGUGCCUACCAGGUGGCCAGAGGGAUGGAGUACCUGGCCUCUAAGAGGUGUAUCCACAGAGACUUGGCAGCCAGAAAUGUCCUGGUGACAGAAGACAAUGUGAUGAAGAUCGCUGACUUCGGCCUGGCUAGAGGCGUCCACCAGAUCGACUACUACAAGAAAACCACCAACGGGCGACUGCCGGUGAAGUGGAUGGCACCAGAAGCCCUGUUUGACCGAGUCUACACGCACCAAAGUGACGUGUGGUCGUUCGGCGUGCUCAUGUGGGAGAUCUUCACCCUCGGCGGCUCCCCGUACCCCGGCAUCCCUGUGGAGGAGCUGUUCAAGCUGCUGAAAGAAGGCCACCGAAUGGAUAAACCCUCCAACUGCACACAUGAACUCUACAUGAUGAUGCGUGAGUGCUGGCAGGCUGUUCCCACCCAGAGGCCGACCUUCAAACAGCUGGUGGAGGAGCUGGACCGAGUGCUGCUGUCCAUCUCUGACGAGUACUUGGACCUGUCAACGCCCUUUGAGCAGUACUCCCCGUCGUGUGAGGACACGUCUAGCUCCUGUUCCUCUGACAACGACUCUGUUUUUACCCACGAUGCUUUGUCCUCGGACCCCUGUCUCCUGGGAUACCAGGAUGUGCGCUCCCGGAUAGACAUGAAGACGGCGCUCCGAUAGGCACCCAAACACACACACACACACUCACACACACACGCAUAUGAACGCUACGUAGGGAACGAGACUCUGGGCCUUCGAAUGGAGCCCCCAUCAGCUGGCAGCAUUUCUGAAGUCAAUGUUUUUAUUCCUAUAACAUUUUACAGUAGACCUCCAACCUGGCAACUCAGAUGAAUGGGCAUUUUUUAAGACACAUACAGGUAAAUACCAACAUGUGUGGAUGCGGAGCACUAAGACCAGUGGGCUUCAUUACACGGUGGAGUUCUGAUAGGGAGAAGAGACGACAAACAGAACACGGUACUUUAUGAGCUCUGGCACUGUGCCCGAGAACAGAUGUAAUGUUGGGAAGUUGGCACUAAACUCAAGAAGAGACCCAGGUACUCAAAAUGAUCCACUCUCCUUCAGAGAGACACGGACAAUUCAGCCCAGAACCAGGACCUGUGUCCUCAGUGAAAAAGACAUAAAAAAAAACAAAGAUUUAUUUUGCUAUGAUAAACAAAAGAAGAAAUUGAUUGUUAAAUAUAAAUCUUUCUAUAUAAAAUUAUUUUACUUUGUGUUGCUUAUUUAAAAAGAAGAAAAGUCUUAAAUCUCAGGAGCUCUCAUGCUAAGAAGUUGUUGUAGUGGCAGCGAAGUGCCUGAAUUUAGGAUUUCCUGUGAAUAUAUUAGAGUAUUAAAAUAUUGUAUGUACAUAUGAACAACAAUUGCCUUUCAUAAAUUAUUCUGUAUGACACAAAAAUGAAGGUUAUGGGAAGUGGAAGGAGAGAAGGAUUUACUCAGUCAUUUACAAGUGCCAAACCUGUCACAGCUUUCAAACUGUCUUCAUGUCCAGGUUUCAUUCCAAAGGACCAUCAUGUACCAUUUAGUAUAAAACCAUUGGACCUAUGAUCUCCGUUUAACACACACUCUGACACAGAUGAAUCAGACCAGUAUGAGAAACAUAUAUUUGUCAUAUUGACUAUUCUGAGCUUUUUAAUUAGGCUUAGACGUGGGAAUCAUUUGGAAUGAAACCUCCUUUUGUCUUUUUUUUUAACUGCUGCAGUGUCCAACCCAAGGAAACACUUGUGGUUAAAUACCAGUGGGAACGCAGUUAUUGUUGCUGUUGCUGAAAGAAAACCACAAAUCACACAAUUGUCUGGGAGAAAUACUGUGUCAAAGGGUUCGGCUGCGUUGCCUAAGUCUUGAAACACCAAACCCCCAAAGGUCACAAGACAGGCUCAUUUACAAGCAGGAACAGCCAUGUACACUGGGAGACAACAUCUUGUGGUUUUCCUCCAGCAGCAGCUUCACUCGUUCGGCCUCUUGCCUGCACGGCUGCUUUGUUUGAGACGGUGUUGAGGGUGGGACUCACUGUAAAGAGAGGACUGAAGAUUCAGCAUGAGGACUCUGUGGGGAGCUGGCCCAAGCCCACUGUCACUGGAGGCGAGGGGGGGGGGGUCACUGAAUGUGAAAACCAGUGUGAUUGAUUUCAAAUAGAGGAGGAGGGGGAGGAUCCUCCUUUGUCUGGCUGUAACCCUUCACCCAGCCCAAUCUGCUGGUGAGGGGUCCUCAGGUCUGCAGCCUGGCUGGACAAUGGGGGCUUUGCAGGCUUAAUGGGUGUGACCACGGACCAGAGGGAAUUCUGGGGGUAUUGGUGUGGGGAUGGCUUGGGCCUGUGUGCAAAUGAAGAGAGCGACUCUUAUUAUGGUAAUGUGUGCUCCUCUCUCCCGAACGCCCCUAUCUUUAUCCGCGGCCACCAUCUUUUAAAUUACAAAUCUUAACUCAGAUCCACCACUGCCACCGGCACCAGCUGCAGAAAACUCCCCCGUGGGGUAAAAUGUCAAAUGUGUGUAACCUGAAUCCGAUCGCGGACGAGAAACCGGGGGAGAGAGAGAAAACAGCUUUUACAGCUGUUAGAAAUCACAUAGUGUGUCUGCAGGUUUUAGAUGAGCUGUGUCCACAUUGUUAGUUAUAGGAUUCUCUGAUCUCUCCUCCCUGCAGACAUGGCGCUCGUCCUCCUCCACCCAUGCGUUAUGUAUCUACUCUCCUCAUUUGUUUGCAUUGCGUGUUGCCAGUCUCUCUGUGACAGCUGGUGCCACGGACUGAUGUCUCAUUUUGGAAUGAAGCUCUUAUUUUUACAUAAAGUGUCCGGAUACAUUUGCAUCUUUACAUUCCAGUUAUCUUCUCUUCUCCUAGAUACAAUCACAGCAUUUUAAGCAUUUCUUCAAAGAAUUAUUUUAGAAAUAUCUAAUUUAUUUGUUUAUUGUUUUGUUUUUAUAUGAAAUAAAGUAUAAUUUAAAAUAAAA